CAAGCCCUGUGAGUCUGGGAUGGACAAAGCCCCUGGAAGGUUGAACUCCGUGUCUGUGCCGGGACAUCAAUAACAGCUGAACUUUUCCCUCGCUAGGAAAUGAAUCCCUGUGGAGGCAACACCAAAAAGGAGCCUCAGACCCUCUAGGAGACACCUGAGGAGGAGCUGUUGGAGGAGAGACACAAACUAACUCCACGGGCCUGUAGUCCCUUACCCUUACUAACAAAUGUCAACAACUAGGGAGCAGCCAAUCUUCAGCACCAGGGCCCACGUUUUCCAGAUCGACCCGGCCACCAAACGGAACUGGAUCCCGGCCAGCAAACACGCCCUGACCGUCUCCUACUUCUACGAUGCCACGCGCAACGUGUACCGGAUCAUCAGCGUGGGGGGCACCAAGGCAAUCAUCAACAGCACCAUCACCCCCAACAUGACCUUCACCAAGACCUCCCAGAAAUUCGGGCAAUGGGCCGACAGCCGAGCCAACACCGUGUACGGGCUGGGCUUUGCCUCGGAGCAGCACCUCUCCCAGGUGCUUCCCAGCCCCAUCAUCAGCUCCAACGGGCCAGGAGAGGACAAACUGUUCCGGAGCCAAAGUGCUGACGUGGAGAUCACGACGGAGAAGGAGCGGCUGAAGAAGAUGCUCUCGGAAGGCUCUGUGAGUGAGGUGCAGUGGGAGGCCGAGUUCUUCAGCCUCCAGGACAACAACAACAAGCUGGUGGCUGCUCUGCACGAGGCCAACGCCAACGUGGACCAGUGGAAGAAGCAGCUCACGGCGUACCAGGAGGAGACGGAGACGCUGCGGCAGCGGGUGGCGGAGCUGGAGUCGCAGGGGACUCACGACUCCUCCAGCGACAACAACAAGGAGGAGCUGAGCCAGACCCUGGAGGAGCUGGAGCUGCUCAUCAAGGCUAAGGAUGAGGAGAUCCAGAUGCUGAAGAGCCAGAAGUGUGGCCGCUGGGAAGCAGAGGGGGAGCGGGAGGAGACGCUGCAGAAGCUGCAGGAGCUGGAGGCCCGGAACGCCGAGCUGGAGCAGCGGCUGCACUUGGCCGAGCAGAGCCUGGCAGAGACCCUGGCAGAGAGGGAGAAGAUGCAGAGCGAGGUGACCAAGGUGGCCGAGAUCAUGGACGUGAAGAUCUUCGAGCUCAGCGAGAUCCGGCAGGGACUGGCCAAGCUGGUGGAGAGCAACUGAGGGAGGGGAGCCCUGCCCUGGCAGGGGGGGCAGCCCGGGCUGGCACUGCUCCCCCCCAGAGCAACCACAGCCACCCCACAGCCUCGAGGCCUCCUUGGGCAGGAUUUGCCACCGUACCAGCAGCUGCCUGGGCAGCGUGGGGACCGGCCAGCCCGCCCAGUGCCCGCCCAGUGCCCGCCCAGUGCCCACCCAGCACCCGGGCACGGAGGAGCUGAGCUUUCCAGGGAGCACCCAAAGUCCCAGCCAGGCCUUCUCUGGACCCUGCCCUGGCCGUGGCACGGCCCAGAGGUGGCAGCUGUGCCCUCCUGCUGCCCUCCCACACUGUGUCCCCGGGGGUUUUUACACUUUUCUAAGGGGGAGGGGGCUGAGCAGCCUUUGUGGGUUUGUUUUUGGUUUUGUUUUUUUUUUUUUUCCGGUAGUUUUUUUAGGAAACCACUUGCCUUUUGCAAGUAAGCUACCUGUUUCCCCACCUAGGGAGGGAGGAGAGGUUCUAGCACACCCGGGACGAGUCUCUCCUUUUCUUCUUCUCCUUCCCCACCCAAAGUCCUUCCAACAGGAUCCAGUAGCUCUGCUCACUGUCGGGAGCAUCCCAAGGUACCCGAGCCCCCCCUGCAGAGAAGGGGCCUUUUUCCUGACCCUGUGUCCUUCCCACUGUUCACUCAUCCUCCAGAGGAAAAAAAAAACUGCGGGUUUUAAAGCCUUUAUUAGCUUAACGCAGUGGGAUUUAACGACUCGUUAAAACUUUCAGCUGAGCAGAGCAGAGGCUUCGACGGGACAUCCCCCAGGGCACGGCCACCAAGCUGCUGGAUUGGCACCUCCCCGGGCCUCUGAGGGCUGCAGUUAAUUGAAAUUAAAUGGAGCAAGCCACAGUUGC
Lepidothrix coronata (blue-crowned manakin) is the source of this 2063-nucleotide messenger RNA. It is a transcript of the gene HOMER3, whose product is annotated as homer scaffolding protein 3. Bases 227 to 1189 code for a protein of 320 amino acids. The transcript has 8 exons. Lineage: Eukaryota; Metazoa; Chordata; Aves; Passeriformes; Pipridae. Gene Ontology annotation, cellular component: plasma membrane; cytoplasm; dendrite. Gene Ontology annotation, biological process: G protein-coupled glutamate receptor signaling pathway; regulation of store-operated calcium entry. The record is from RefSeq and is a predicted model, not a curated record. Gene Ontology annotation, molecular function: G protein-coupled glutamate receptor binding.